AUGAAGUAGAAUACGAUAGUCUAAAUUGAUAAAAGUCCUAAUGACGAUAGAUAAUAUUUAGGUUUUGAACUUCAAAAUGGUAUUAAAGUUAUGGUAAUAAGUGAUAGUCAUGCAGAAAAAUCAGCUGCUUCACUUGAUGUUUAAGUUGGUUAAUUACAAGAUCCAGAAGAAUAUUAAGGAUUAGCACAUUUUUGUGAACACAUGCUUUUUAUGGGCACAGCAAAAUAUCCUUUAUAAAACGAAUAUAGCUAAUAUUUAAGCUAAAAUGGAGGAAGUGACAACGCCUAUACUGAUAUAUUGAAUACCAAUUACUACUUUGAUGUUAAAUCAGAUGCAUUUGAAGAAGCUUUAGAUAGAUUUAGCUAGUUUUUUAUCAGUCCUCUAUUCGAUGAGACUUGUGUAGAAAAAGAGAUUAAUGCAAUUGAAAAUGAACACUAAAUGAAUGUUAGUGAAGAUUCCAGUCGUUUAUGGGGAAUAUUUAAAGCUCUAGCAAAGGAAGGAACAAAAUUUCGUUAAUAUGGAGGAGGAUGCUUACAAACUCUUCAAAAAGAAAAUAUUAGAGAAGAACUGCUUAAAUUUUAUGAAAAAUACUAUAGCGCUCAUAAAAUGAAUUUAGUAAUAUAUGGUCAGGAAUCAAUAGAAGUACUAAAAAAUCUGGCAAUAAAAUAUUUUUCUACAAUACAAAACAAAGAAAAAGAAUAAAUUAGUGAUGAACAGAUGAAAGAAAUGGAGUUAGAGAAAAUUCACCCAUUCCCUAGAGAGUAGCUUUGCAAAUUAGUUAAAAUCAUUCCCAUAAAAGAUGAAGAUAUUAUUGAGUUCUGUUGGGUAGUUGAGGAUUAAUAAUAGUACUGUAAUAUAAAGCCAGAUGAUUAUUUAACGCAUAUUUUUGGCCACGAAGGAAAAAAUUCUUUGCUUUCUUUACUUCUUGAUGAAGGAUUAGCAGUAGAAUUGACUUCUUAUUCAGAAAAUUGCAUGAAUUUAUUUACUAUAAUUGGCUUUAAUAUCACAUUAACUCAAAGAGGAUUCUUUGAAUAUAAAAGGGUCUGUCAUGCUGUUUUUAAUUAUAUAUAAGUCCUUAAAAAAGAAGUUGCCAACAAAGAAGCAUAUGAAGAGGUAAAAGAUAUUGAGGCUAUAAAUUUUCGCUUUUUAGAGAGAAUAGCAAUAAGUGAAUAUGUAACUAAAAUUGCAGAUGGACUUCAUUGGAUCCCUAUGACCAAAAUCUUAAAAAUGAGAUAUGAUUUCUAAAAGUACGAUGAAAUUAUAAUAUAAAAGCUAAUAGAUUCUCUAACUUUAGAUAAUAUCAUAAUUUAUUUAAGCUCAAAGAGUUUUGAUUCACAGUUUUCUAAAUCCUUUAACACCUCUCAAUAAGAUUUAGACACUGUCAUUGAUUCUAGCCAGGUGCUAACAAAAAAAGCUUAAGAGUUAAUAGAAACUCACUGCCAUAAUCAUUCAAUAACACAUCCACAUGGUUCAGCUGCUGCUUAAAAAGUUAAAAAAGAUAAAGAAUUAACUUAAGAAGACUAAGCUUCUAGUUAUGAUACAGAUCAAAAUUAAUUGGAUUCUCAUGGAGGAGAAUCUCCAAAACUUAAAAGCCCAUAAAUAUCAGCAAGAAAAUAUAGUAAGUCUGUUGCUAAAAAAUCUUAUACAAUUGAAGAAGAGUUUGAAGAUUUUGACGAUGAAAAUCAUAUUUAUAGUAUGCUAAACAGAAAAUUUAGCUAUUUAUCAUAAAAAUCUGAAACAAAUGAUGGAGAUGAGGAAUACUAAGAUAAUCGUAGCGAUGAAAAUUUUAAUUAUGCUAAUGCAAAAUAGAAUAACAGCAAGAGUGACGAUGAUUCAUUCAUAACUGAAAAAUAUUUAGGAGCUAGAUAUCUUGUAAGUGAAAUUCCUGAAGAUAUUAAAUCUUCUUAUAAUACAGAAUAUAAGCCUCUUUAUAGCAAAAAAAAACUUGGUUUACCUGUUAAAAAUUUAUUCAUUCCUAAAAAUUUUGAUAUACUUCCUAAGACAGAUGAUACAAGUAGUGCCAGUAAGUACCCAAUAAAGAUUUUUGAAAGUGAAAUGAGCGAACUUUAUUAUAAAUAAGACGAUACGUUCUUUAUCUGCAAAACUUAUUGUGACUUAUUUAUCUUUACGAAUGAUUGCAAUCAAUCUAAAACAGCUAAAUCAUUUGUAUUGCAAGAAAUUUGGUUAAUACUUUUUGAAAACUAUGUUAAUGAAACUAAAUAUUUAGCUCAAAUGGCUAAUAUAGAUUUAAAAUUUGAGUAGCACUACACUUCUUUUAAAGUAAGAAUAAAAGGAUAUAGUGAUAAAAUCGGUGUCUUGUUUGAAGAGUUUUUAAAGCUCUUUAAGUCAUUUAAUCCAGCUGAUGAAGGUUAAAGAUUAUUUUCAACUUUUUAUGAAAGAUAAAUGUCUGAUUAUGAUAAUUACUAUCGUGAUGCUCCUCACUCAAUUAUAACUGAUUUGAGUAAGAACUGUCUACUUUCAACAGGAAAAUUUACUAUUAAGUAAAAAAUAAUGGCACUAAAAGAAAUAAGACUUUAUGACAUCGUUGAAUUUCAUAAAUAGUGGUUAUCCCAUACUCGUCUUGAAAGCUUGAUUAUGGGAAAUAUUAGUAAAGAAGAGGCAAUAUCUUGGAUAUAAAAAGCUGAAAACACAAUGAAAACUUUGAGAAACAUUUUUGGAAUACUACAAAAAUCCGACAUACCUUUGAUUAAACCUAACAAAAUUCUUCCAAACACCACAAAUAAACUUGAUUUUCUAAUCAACGAAAAAGAAUUUAAUCCUGAAGAAACCAACUCAUGCUUAUAAUCACACUACUAAAGAGGUCCAGAAUCAGUAGAAUCUCGUGUUAUGAUGAAGCUUAUAUAAAAUUAUUUAAGUGAACCUCUCUUUAAUUAAUUGCGUACUAAUGAAAAACUAGGUUAUAUAGUCUGGUGCUGGGAUGAGACAUUUAGAGGAGUGAGUGGAUUUUCAUUCUUAGUUCAAUCCUCCGUUUGCUCACCUAUGCAUAUCUAAAAUAGACUUGAAGAGUUUUUAGUAAAUAUGAGAAAAGAAUUAAGAUAACUUUCCCAAGAAAAAUUUGAAAAUAUGAAACAUUCCAUUCUAAUCAAACUCACAGAAAAGCCUAAAACCUUACAUAGAGAAUUUCUAUCAAUGUCUGAAGAGAUUUUGUUGCAUAAAUUUGUAUUUGAUAGAAAGGAAAGAAUACCACAUAUUUUAGAAGCAAUCACUAUUAAUGAUCUUAUUAAUGAUUUUGAUAACUUAUUUUUUGAGUAAAAGAAAAAAUUAGAAAUUCACAUAAUAACAAAUGAUCAUAAAGAAGAACAAGAAUAAUUAGAACAAGAACGUCUAAAAUAAGAAGACAUCUUUAUUUUAUAGGAUGACACUCACCUGAAAUAGUUCUGCUAGUAAAUUGAUAGUCUUUAUUAUGAUUAUUCAAGUCCAGUAUAGUUGCAAUUUUGA
Messenger RNA from Tetrahymena thermophila SB210, 3459 nucleotides. RefSeq names its product insulin-degrading enzyme. Gene Ontology annotation, biological process: proteolysis. The transcript has 6 exons. Gene Ontology annotation, molecular function: metal ion binding; metalloendopeptidase activity. The record is from RefSeq and is a predicted model, not a curated record. NCBI's taxonomy places the organism in Eukaryota, Ciliophora, Oligohymenophorea, Hymenostomatida, Tetrahymenidae.